AUGCGAACAACGGAUGGAAAUUCUUCCUCAUCACAAAGCGUGGAGUUCCACAUACAGAACGAGGAUUUCCCGGCAUUGCCAGGUGCCAUUCCGGUUGACAAUGGACAAACGCAAACUCAGGCAAGUGUUCCUACGAUAACGGAUGGACUGACCACCGAAGCGAGGUACUCCGACAGAUCGAGCAUUGAUCCAAAAACAGGAAUCCAGACAUUCCCGGAUGGCACAGUGCGAAAUAUUCCACCAGGAAUGCUGAAUGAUCAGUUUGGAAUGGCUGGUUUGUUGACGUUUCUGCGAGCUAUUGAAUCAGACCCAGCAAUCGUUGCACUGGCACUGGGCCAUGAUCUUACAACACUUGGACUGAAUCUCAAUUGCACCGAACGAAACAUCUAUCAAACAUUCGGUGGACCAUGGGCUGAUUAUCCAUGUCGUAUUCAAGAUAUUGAAUCUAAGGUUAAUCUUUCAGGAUUCUUAAAUCUUUGUUUUCAGUGA
This is a messenger RNA of Gongylonema pulchrum, 489 nucleotides long. NCBI's taxonomy places the organism in Eukaryota, Metazoa, Nematoda, Chromadorea, Rhabditida, Gongylonematidae. The record is from the annotation of a GenBank genome assembly.